GAUUUCAACCAUUCUCCAUAUUCAAAAGUUUUCAGCAUUCUCUGCUGUCUUGGGAUUGUAUUAUGUCUUGUCACAUCAAUAGCGGUGGAGUGGACUGGCUUGAAAGUCACCAAAAAGCUACACUCUUCCUUACUAAAUAAAAUUAUUUUGGCUCCGAUGAGGUUUUUUGAAACAACACCUCUGGGAAGUAUAUUGAACAGAUUUUCAGCUGACUGCAAUACCAUUGACCAGCACAUUCCAGCUACCCUGGAGUGUUUGAGCCGCUCUACUUUGCUGUGUGUAUCUGCUCUUGCUGUCAUCUCAUACGUCACACCAAUGUUUCUCAUUGCCCUGGUUCCCCUCGCAAUCAUGUGUUACUUCAUCCAGAAGUACUUCCGAGUCGCAUCACGGGACCUGCAGCAGCUGGAUGACAGCACUCAGCUACCAUUACUCUCCCAUUUUUCAGAGACUGUUGAAGGUCUUACCACCAUCCGAGCCUUCAGGUAUGAAGCCAAAUUUCGACAAAAACUUCUUGAAUACACAGAUUCCAACAACAUCGCUUCCCUUUUCCUUACAGCUGCUAAUCGCUGGCUGGAAGUCCGCAUGGAGUACAUUGGAGCAUGUGUGGUACUUACAGCAGCUGUCACUUCUAUUACCAGUUGCCUGUAUAGUAAGCUCUCUUCAGGACUUGUAGGCUUGGGACUAACCUAUGCUCUUAUGGUGUCUAACUAUCUGAAUUGGAUGGUUCGUAACCUGGCUGACAUGGAGAUCCAGCUGGGUGCGGUGAAAAGAAUCAAUGGCCUUCUCAAAACAGAAGCUGAAAAUUACGAAGGGCUCCUUUCUUCCUCGCAGAUUCCCCAGAACUGGCCAGACAGAGGGGAGAUCCAAAUCCAGAACCUCAGUGUCCGUUAUGACAGCAACUUAAAGCCAGUGCUAAAGCACGUCAAUGCCCACAUUUCUCCAGGACAAAAGAUUGGAAUCUGCGGCCGAACAGGCAGUGGAAAAUCCUCCUUCUCUCUUGCAUUUUUCAGAAUGGUUGACACUUUUGAGGGAAGGAUUAUCAUUGAUGGUAUAGAUAUCGCUAAGCUCCCUUUACAGACGUUGAGAUCUAGACUGUCAAUCAUUCUCCAAGAUCCUAUUUUAUUCAGUGGAACAAUCAGGUUUAACUUGGACCCCGAGAAGAAGUGCACUGACAGCAUGCUGUGGGAAGCAUUGGAAAUAGCACAGCUCAAGCAUGUGGUGAAAGCGCUCCCUGGGGGCCUAGAUGCUAUAGUCACAGAAGGGGGUGAAAACUUUAGCCAGGGCCAAAGACAGCUGUUCUGCCUAGCAAGGGCUUUUGUGCGGAAGACGAGCAUCUUCAUCAUGGAUGAAGCCACAGCAUCU
Mesitornis unicolor (brown roatelo) is the source of this 1362-nucleotide messenger RNA. RefSeq names its product ATP-binding cassette sub-family C member 8-like. The transcript is spliced from 12 exons. The annotation marks the transcript as partial. Gene Ontology annotation, molecular function: ATP hydrolysis activity; ABC-type transporter activity; ATP binding. Gene Ontology annotation, biological process: transmembrane transport. The record is from RefSeq and is a predicted model, not a curated record. NCBI's taxonomy places the organism in Eukaryota, Metazoa, Chordata, Aves, Mesitornithiformes, Mesitornithidae. Gene Ontology annotation, cellular component: membrane.